UUGCAAUCAACUUGCGGCUGCGGGCUUGGAAUUGCCGUAGAGCUGGUUGUUGACGUACGCAAGUACACCUAGCACGUAAUCGACCGCGUGGAGCAGAAAUCCGCAGUCCAGGUGCCUGAACAGCCAAAAACCAAGCUUGCACUGCAGUGUGAGGUGGUGACUGCGCACGAAGACAGCGCGAAACAGCAGACCAUGUGCAAACCCCCAAAAACAACAGAAAUGGACGCCGACGCCGCCGCCGAGCACUGGGCGAAACGCGCACUGUCAAUUGGACUGCUGCGGUCGGUCAGCGGCAUGGUUUUGACACCUGUGGUACCGGGCAUCCUCAAAAGCGCGCUGGGCGGCGACCAAGCCAGAGUCGCCAUGUACCAGGCCGACUGGAUUUUCUACGGGAGCGCGAUCCAGUUAAUCAUAGGGCCGGUCUGCGGCGCUAUUGGUGAUGGUAAACUGGGAAGGAAGCCCAUCCUCGUCGCGUGUGCGUUGCUGCAAGCCUUGGGGGCGUGUGCCGUCCUCGCGGCCCACGAAGGAUUGCUCGGGCCCUUGCAGCUCUGGUCCGCGUGGUUAUUGAGGCAAGUGGCCACAGUGGCCGCGAUGACCACCACCAGUGCAUCAAUAUCAGAUGCGUACGCCCACGACCGGACGAAAAUCGCCAAGACCGCGGCGCGCUUGGGCGGCAUGCAGAUGGGCGUCGGCAUGCUGUUGGGGCCUGCUUUAGGCGCCACAAUAGCGUCAAAAUACGGCCCGCGCGGCACGGGCGUCGUCGCCAUCCUCGGGGGCGUGCUGGCGUUGCUCGGUCAAUUGGUGUUGGUGCCCGAGGCCGGCGCCGGAACACGUACGAAGACGGAGGUCAAGAACCCGUUCGUCGCGCCGCUACGACUCUUCAGCGAAGGCGCGCCGUUGCGGUAUCUCGCCUGCGCGUCAUUAUGCCAAGCGCUGUGUCGCGGCGAGUCGGCGGUCUACUCGCCGUUCAUGGUCGAUAUUUGGGGGGCCGGGCCGAAGGGACUCGCUCUCACGAUGACCGUGGUUGGAGCGACGUUCGCGGCGUCCCAGGCUCUACUUGUAGGACCCCUGGUCAAGAAAUUUGGCGCGGCCGGCGCUCUGAGACUGGGCUACGCGUGUAGCACCCUACAAAGGGUCAUAUGGUCGUACUACACGCAUCCCGGGGUCAUGCUUGUAGGAUUGGCCCUGGGCUCGCCGGGCUUCGGCGCCGAUUCGAUCAUCCAGCAGCUCGCGCUGGAUUAUCACCCUUCCUCGACACCACCGCGCGGCGAGCUCGCGGCGUCGUUCUCGUCCUUAGGCACGCUGGGUGUGUUGGCGUCCUCGAAAGUCUUAGGUGGGCUCUUCGCCUGGGGGGCGCCGCUCGGCUGGCCCGGCGCGCCUUUUGCGGUCGGGGCGGCGGCGUCUUUUUGUGCUUUUUCUUGCGCUUCCCUUGGAGCGCGGGCGAAGGCGAAGACUGCAUGAUUUUGUGUGUCGACCGAAGUAAGUUUCUUUCGCAUUA
Messenger RNA from Pelagomonas calceolata, 1498 nucleotides. The record is from the annotation of a GenBank genome assembly. Lineage: Eukaryota; Pelagophyceae; Pelagomonadales; Pelagomonadaceae.